This is a messenger RNA of Pteronotus mesoamericanus, 1659 nucleotides long. It is a transcript of the gene CXCL17, whose product is annotated as C-X-C motif chemokine ligand 17. NCBI's taxonomy places the organism in Eukaryota, Metazoa, Chordata, Mammalia, Chiroptera, Mormoopidae. Bases 206 to 565 code for a protein of 119 amino acids. The transcript has 4 exons. Gene Ontology annotation, biological process: macrophage chemotaxis; positive regulation of vascular endothelial growth factor production; negative regulation of inflammatory response. The record is from RefSeq and is a predicted model, not a curated record.
CCGUAAAGCACAUGGUGCAACCUCUUACCUAACGAGACCAGCGUCACUUAGCUGCUCACCCUCUAAGGGGAACACUGACCUGGAAUUAAAGUGCAAACCACCAACCCAUAUACAGUGGCCUGAGACAUCCCAAGAAGCCCAGAGCCUCCACCUGGGGACCUUCCACAACCUCUGCAAGCGACUUACAGCAGCAUCAACAUUCACAAUGAAAGUUCUAAUCUCUUCUCUCCUUCUGUUGUUGCUACUAAUGCCGACGUCUGUGGUCUCUAGCAACACAAAUCCAGGGGUAGCCAGAGGCCAGAGGGACCAACGCCAGGCUUCUGGGAGGUGGCUCCAGGAAGGCGGCCAAGAAUGUGAAUGCAAAGAUUGGUUACUGAGAGCUCCUAAAAGAAGACUCAUGGCAGCGCCCAGGCUGCCAAAGAAGCAGUGUCCCUGUGAUCAUUUCAAGGGCAAUGUGAAGAAAACCAGGCACCGAAGGCACCACCGGAAGUCAAACAAGCACUUCAGAGCCUGCCAGGAAUUUAUCAAACGUUGUCAGCUAGCAAGCUUUGCUCUGCCUCUAUAGGAACUGCAAGAGCCCACUCUCCCAAUGAAACAUCCUGAGUCAAGAAGGCAAGCAGCAUACCUAGAGAAUGUUCUUCUCCCACCUCAAGCUCCUUCUCCUUGUCCCUACUUCCUAAAUCAUUCCUAAAUCAUUCUCAAAAAGCUAGUUUCCCAAGAUUAUUUUGAUUAUUGCUCCCUCUAGUGCUUUCCCUUGGUCAGCCUUGUCCCAUGCCCUCUCGUUCCCCAGGCUUAAUUUAAGUCUAAUUACCUGAAAGACACCGGGAAACCCUCACUUCCUAGUGGUUCCACCUGACCUUAAAUACAACCAGACAAGUAGGAAAAAGAAGUCAGUAACUAUUAUUAAAUAUAAUCAAAAUAAUUUCUUUCAAAUGGGGUCUGGCAACUCACAUUCAACCCAGAUGACCCACUUUACCCUGUUCAUUCCAAACUCAACCCAGAUUCCACAUUUACACAUACAUAUCUCUCUCUCUAUCUCUCUCUCUUAUUCUCUCCUGCCCAACUUUGUAUUCUUUUACUCUUUCAACAAACCUUUCUGAGGUAAGAGCCAAAUGGGGCAAAUAAAGCAGGUAUAGCAAUGAAUUAGACAUGGUCUUCUUAAAGAUAAUAUAUGUUUAAAAAAACUGGUCAUUUCCUAGCAUGUAGAAUACCUUUAGGAUUUAUGAUUGUUAUUAUCAUUAUCAAGGGUCAUUGUAUUCUGCGAGUUUACAAACUAGUACAGAAGACAUAGUAUAUGCAGAACCAUAGGUCCAGGGCUAAAGAAAUGAUAUGGAAGAUCUCAAAUGCCAUUGAAGAGGGCUUCGAGCUGUUAAAAAACAAAAAAAUGGAAGUGAGCCCUGGCUGGUGUGGCAAAGUGGAUUAAGCACCAGCUUGCGAACCAAAAGGUUGCUGGUUCAAUUCCCAGUCAGAGCACAUGCCUGAGUUGCGGCCAGGUUCCCAGUUGGGAACAUGUGAGAGGCAACUGAUCACUGUAUAUCUCACACAGUGAUGUUUCUUUCCCUCCCUUUCUCCACCCCUUCCCCUCUCUCUAAAAGUAAAUAAAUAAAAUCUUUUUAAAAAUGGAAGUUAAAUUAUAAAGCAAUAAUAUAAGGUAAUUAA